Molecule: messenger RNA, 396 nt
Organism: Diabrotica virgifera virgifera (western corn rootworm)
Lineage: Eukaryota; Metazoa; Arthropoda; Insecta; Coleoptera; Chrysomelidae
Product: 40S ribosomal protein S9-like
Exons: 1
Biological process (GO): translation; positive regulation of translational fidelity
Cellular component (GO): cytosolic small ribosomal subunit
Molecular function (GO): structural constituent of ribosome; rRNA binding
Source: RefSeq, a predicted model, not a curated record
GAAGAUGACAAAGAAAAACACAGGUUGUUUGAAGGUAAUGCACUCCUACGUCGUUUGGUUCGUAUUGGAGUACUAGAUGAAAACAGAAUGAAGCUCGAUUACGUAUUGGGUCUCAAGAUUGAAAAUUUCUUGGAAAGACGUCUGCAAACACAAGUCUUCAAAUCUGGUCUAGCUAAGUCAAUCCAUCAUGCUAGGGUAUUGAUCAGACAACGACACAUUCGGGUCCGCAAACAAGUUGUGAACAUUUCCUCAUUCAUCGUCCGUUUGGAUUCACAAAAACACAUCGACUUCUCUCUGAAAUCACCUUUGGGAGGCGGUCGUCCAGGACGUGUUAAGAGGAAGAACCUCACCAAGAAGAGCGGUGGUGGAGGUGCAGCUGAAGAAGAGGAAGACUAA